Protopolystoma xenopodis is the source of this 426-nucleotide messenger RNA. NCBI's taxonomy places the organism in Eukaryota, Metazoa, Platyhelminthes, Monogenea, Polystomatidea, Polystomatidae. The record is from the annotation of a GenBank genome assembly.
AUGUUCGAACACAUUGACUCACACAGGGGCUGGUCAAGAGCUGAAAAUGCAGGUCACAUCGCAUUAACUUCAUGCAACCGGACUAGAUCGCUGAGCCUAAAUAAAGUAGGUCCUAAUUAUGGAUCCCGCUCGGCGCCCAAAACUCUUGACCGAACGGUGUCUCAGCGCACUUAUAACCUUCCAAGAGCCUCCGAAGCCAACUUCGAACUGCAGGAAUGUGACCUGAAAAAAGGCAAUCUGGCCCAAGGUAUGGUAAGGUUUGAGAACGCUCAGGAGCCCAAAAUUUAUUCUGCUGAACAUACAUAUACCUCUUCAAUUGAGAGUGGCAGCACAGAAGAGGCAGAUGCCGACGAAGACGAUGACGAUGACUAUGAGGACGACCACUAUUAUGCUAUAGGAAAGCUGCCAAGUAAGAAAAAAGAUUAA